UUUUUAGUUGCUAUUGCUGAGAUAUGAAGUGUCAAUCCUUAAAAUUAAAAUUGUCUUUGAUGGUGUAGAUUUGAUAUGUUUACAUUAAGAUGUGAUACUUAUUUCUAUUUUAGUUAUGCGUCGAAGUCCCGAUAUGUACAUGUCAGGAACUGGAAGCUCCUGUUCUUCAAGGAUGCAUAACACAUACUUUGAGGAACCAGCAUGCUAUUCUGAUUUACUACAAUGGGAAGAAUCUGAUCUCCAUGAUGAUCCUUUACUUCAGCUGAUUUCUCUUCAAAAAGCUUCAGGCUGCUGGGAACUGAACGCUGCUUUGGCUCGAGUGUUUGGAAAGACUGAAGAUGAGCUGACCAAUCAGAAACCAGCACAGGUGGAUGGGUCAGUGUGGGCCACUCUUCUGUCUCUCAUCUGGUUAUACGGCUAUAAAAUACAGCAACAGAUUGAGUGGCAGUUUGUGGCCAUGAAGGCGGCGUCAUGGAUCAGCUCUCAGAACGUGGUCAGUCUGUCUCAGUGUGUGUGUGAUGGGAAUCAUCUACUGGGAUGUCAGGUGAAAGAAGAAACUUUGGGAAUCUGAAGACUUCAGUGUUUCUACUUCCUGUGCUGUCAGAAGGCCAAAGAUCUCUUAUGAAUAUUAAGUUCAUUUACAGUAUUAGUUGUUUGUGUUUUUGCUUUUCAGAGAAACAUGUUUUAGACAUAUUCCUGUUUUUCUUGUCUAGCAGAGUUUAUAUUUCAGUUCAGUUAUUAGAGAUGUUGGAUUAAGCUCUAGUCCCAGACUAGACUGAAUGUGUGAGCUGUCCUAACUGAACACAGAUUGCAUCUUAAAAUAUAUCAGUGUCAUUGUUUUGUCUCAAGAUACACACCAGUAAUGUGUUUGAAAGGCUUGUGUUUAAAAACCACUUUUAAUAAGAGUCUAAUGAGACUUCUUAGUUUAAGACAUUUUUUUUAUUUUUGAAAUGAAAAUUAACAUAUCUGAAAACCUUUAUGUAAAACUUUUUGUUAUAUUUACAAUGUUUUCAAUUAAAAUUUGUGUACCCUAAACUGAUA
Molecule: messenger RNA, 1041 nt
Organism: Misgurnus anguillicaudatus (oriental weatherfish)
Lineage: Eukaryota; Metazoa; Chordata; Actinopteri; Cypriniformes; Cobitidae
Source: RefSeq, a predicted model, not a curated record